AUGUCAUUCCUCUUCCUGCCCCCAGAGCUCCGCCUCCAGAUCUACACCUACCUCCUCGACCCAAACACCUACGUAACCGGAUACACUAACAUUACCCGCCUAACAAGCACCGCGUACGAGGAUGCCCACGCCGACGCCCUAGCCUCGAACGAAAGCGACCGCCCGCAGAUCCCCUCUGUCUCGCUCGCCCGCAUCUACAUCACGCGCCGCACCCCGUCCAUCCUCCUGCUGAACCGGCAAAUCACCGCAGAAGCCUUGCCAGUACUCUACAGCGUCCCGCUGACGCUCACGGGCACGCCGUCGACGUACCUCUCCAUGCGGCAGAUGGACAUUGCGGAGUUUAUCUCUGAGACGCUGCUGCAGCGGAUCAAGGUCGUUGCGUUGAGGUUAACUCAGCCCGAGAAGGCGUUUGUGCUGGGGUUGCUUGAUAUUUGGGGGAAGGGGUGUGCGUUGACGAGGUUGGUUGUGGAGGUGCCGCGGGAUGAGGAUCGAGGUGUGGGGGAUGGAGUUGGGCCUGGUUGGUUGAGCCUUGAGGCGAGGAGGGGGAGGCAUUGGGGCGUUGUGGAGAGUCGGAUACGGACGUUUGCGGAGGUCUUACGGAUUCCGCUGGAGAUGCGCACCAUAGAGACGUCAUCGGAUGGGCCUGAAUGA
This is a messenger RNA of Aspergillus mulundensis, 651 nucleotides long. RefSeq lists its product as uncharacterized. The coding region runs from base 1 to 651 and encodes 216 amino acids. NCBI's taxonomy places the organism in Eukaryota, Fungi, Ascomycota, Eurotiomycetes, Eurotiales, Aspergillaceae. The transcript is spliced from 2 exons. The record is from RefSeq and is a predicted model, not a curated record.